UGAACUUGUUCAAUUUGGUAUUUAUGUGUGUAUUUGGAUGUAUAUUUUAUAUUUUUGUUCGGUAUUUUGUUACAACACUUUGUAUAAAGAGGGUUCACCUCGUUGACUUCAAAUAAAUAAAAAAUUACUUUCUUCAUACACCGCUGUAAAGAGGUUUUCAAGACUUUUCUUAUGAAGUAUCUCUCAACUCUUCUUCCCUAUUCAAUUUUGAGGGGUUGAAGCGCCCCCCCUUAGGAGGUUGCUCGUUUAAACCUCAAAAAUACAUCAAAAGAUGUCCCCAAAACAAAUCAUUCGACUUUUUUUGGAAAAUUUUUCCAAUCACUAUGGUAUAAGAUAUUUGGGGUGGCUCGUCUGAGAUGGAACACCUUGUAUAUUCUGAAAUAUAAGAUUUAAAAACGAACUCUCACGUGAAAUAUCGGAACGCAUCCGAAUGCGGAACGCAUCCGAAUGUUGUAGAGGAGUGAAGCGGUUGAACCACGGGGGAGACGUUCUCAUUGGCCGCUUCAAAUACGAUUCACAUCUACAGUUUCAGAGCUACGGAGGAUCCAUACAGCGUUGCCAUAUCAAUAAUAAAGGCACCAAAAAAAAAAGAUUUUCGAUGGAAAAAUUAUUCUCGAACACAGAAAAUAAAUCAAAUAGGUAUAGGUGAUGAUAUUCAAAAGUAUUGAUAAAGUGUUUCAGAGUCAACGAAGAUUAUGGUGGGAUUCUAUUUUCCAUGAGCUUUUCAAGAAGCCCACACAUCGUAUAUGUUUCCAGUUUCCAUUUGAAAAACGGAAUGGUAUUCGGCUAAGGAAUUAAAGAAAAAACAGUCGAUUUUAUUAAAAAUCAAUUGACGGGCUUAUGCUUUCAUUUUGAUUUAUUGGUCGAAGAUUAUAUUUCAGACUUAUGCCAUAUCCUGUUCCCGUAUAUACUACGAUUCAAGAAUUUCAUUUCAAGUGCUCCGGCAACCCUGCUGAAAUAUUCCAAUAUUCGAAAUGAGUGGCUACGAGGCUACGUAUUGACCACCCAAUAGCGGAACGGAAUCAGCAGCGAAUAGAAAUCCUUCUUUUGAAAUUAUCAACCGUUUUUGAACAUUGGGCUUGCGCUUGGUUUGCCGCUUCAGUCUUCAGUUCAUUUGAAACGUUCUGGCUGCUAUUUCGCUUGUUUGAUAGAUUUUCGAGAUUUUCCUGUGUUUUGUUGAGAGUUGUUAUUUGUUAUUGUUUUUAUUGUUGUUAUUGUUGUUAUUGAGUGUUUGUUGAAGUUCCUGUUGUUUUUUUCGAUUGAUUUAUUCCUUGAUAAAAAAGAAGGUGAGUAAAUAUAAAAGGGUAAUUUCAUAUUAUUUGAUGAUAAUACUUUUCCGAAAAGAAAAUGUGUGUACAUAACAUAAUUGGUAAGUAAAAUUAGGUAAACCUGAUGAGGUAUGUAGAGCUAUAAUCUAGUCGAGUCCAAAACACCUAAGUAUUAUAGGUCUAGUUUUGUAACAUAUCCAUUUCCGACAUGGCUCUCCAUAUAAGUAUUUGGAAAAUACAAGGCACAAGUCUGUUCAUUUACCAAUGAACACCCAUGUUCUUAUAAAUUAUUGAUUUUAAAAACAUUUUUUUUCAGAUGGAACUAGUUGAAGUACCAAAAGGUACUUAUUAUAUUUCACCCGAAAAUUUCAUCUUCAUCAAAGAUAAACAGGCAUCGAGAGGCAGGACAUAUUUGAAAUGUCAAGAUCCAUUGUGCUCUGCCAGAAUCAUAAUGCAGGAGGGUCAGCAAUGGAUUUUGAGAGCGGAGCAUAACCAUUUGCCAGAUUUGGUCCUGCUUCAAGAUAUUCGGCUAAAGAGUAUCUUAGCAUUCAGAAGCAGGACCGAAACAUCAACUCUCCUCCAUAUAUUUAUGGAGGAAGAGAUUCGCCACAAUGAGGCAUCAUUGAGGCUCACAAAUGGGUUCCUCAGUGUAAAACCGAUGAUGCAGCGGGAAAGGAGGAAAGUGCAACCUCCCAUACCAGCUACUUUGGAGGAUGCUGCUGGCUAUUUGGCAAAUGCAUCAUAUCGGAAAUAUUCAUUAGAAUUGGGGCCACAACAGAGACCAUUCUUCGAUGGCAUCAGGGAUGGAUGUCUCUUUUUUGUGUCCCCUGGUAUUUUAAGAGAGGCAAUUGAUGCGAAUAGUCUCCACUUGCACAUGGACGCGACAUUUAAAAUUGUGCCCAGAGCAGGUGGAGCCCAUCAAUUGUUUAUAAUCCAUUGGAUGAGGGAUCACACGGCAUACCCUGUGGUGUUUUGCAUGAUGCCAAACCGCACCAGGGAAACAUACACUGGGGUACUGCGAUACACCAGGCAAUUAUUUGGCGCCUCCCAUAUCUCCUCUGUCCUUUGUGAUUAUGAGGUGGCCCUGAGACAUGCAGUUCGAGAAGUGUUUGCUGGAAUUUCCUUGAGGGGCUGCUGGUUCCACUUCGCAAAAAAUGUAUUUCUCAAAGCUCGCCAAAUGCAUAUAAAUGACGCAGUUGCCGUCAGAAUGGCUAUGGCCCUUCCAUUGUUGCCCGCAGAACGAAUUUCUGAAGGGAUAGACUUCGUUUGCGAUAGAAUCAAUAAUGAUGUAUUCACAAGGUACAUGCAGAGACAGUGGCGUAACACCAAUAUUUCGGUGUUUGGUUUCGAUAACCGUACCAAUAACGCCAUCGAGUCUCUGCAUGGACAACUCUUAAAAAUCAUAGGCCGCGCACACCCCAAUUUUUGGGUGUUCGUUCUAUUUCUUCAGAAAUUCGAACACUACAAGUGCUCUGAUCUAAUCAGAGUACUUAGCGGGCUGCAGUUGAGAAGACGGGGGAGACGCCGUUAUAUUGAACUCAAUCAAAGAAUCAAUAAUGCUCAGCAUCAAUUUGAGCAAGACGGCAAUCUGCGUCAAUUUUUGAGUGUGACCAGCCAUACGGUCAUUGGCAUUCACAGGCUAUUUGACCCAAAUGUGCCAAUUGAGGAAAUUCCAGACACGGAGGGAAUGGUCCCGAACGAUGUCCAGGGCUUAGAGGAGGCUGCUAAUAUUGACCUGGAUGUCGAAAACGCAGCCUUAGUGCCGUUGGUGGAAAUGCUGGAAGACCAAGACGUUGAUGAGCUUCCGAUUGAAGAAGCCGCAGAUCACUCUCAGGCCCAAGAGGAUCAUUUGGCUCAAGAGCUCCAGAGAGUCACAGAGCAGCCUUCUCCACGGGAACCUGAAGCUCAUCCGCUUGCAGAUAUGACCUGGUGUGAUUUAUUACAAGCCAUGACAUGUAUUGAUUGGAAAAUUUGUUUUACAGGUAGCUGUGUUGCUUGCUAUACAGAGCAUGCAACACAAGCAGUGGUGCCCUGUGGGCACAUUGUCUACUGUAACAACUGUCUUGCCACAGCUACACAAGUAGGGGACAUAUCUCGAUGUCCCCAAUGUCGUAGUAGUGUGCAGCAAUUUCUGCAACUGUUUGCACCAUAA
Molecule: messenger RNA, 3420 nt
Organism: Coccinella septempunctata (seven-spotted ladybird)
Lineage: Eukaryota; Metazoa; Arthropoda; Insecta; Coleoptera; Coccinellidae
Exons: 9
Coding region: 1585-3420 (611 amino acids)
Source: RefSeq, a predicted model, not a curated record